Messenger RNA from Gloeophyllum trabeum ATCC 11539, 1209 nucleotides. RefSeq names its product thiolase-like protein. Gene Ontology annotation, biological process: fatty acid biosynthetic process. Gene Ontology annotation, molecular function: fatty acid synthase activity. The record is from RefSeq and is a predicted model, not a curated record. The transcript is spliced from 5 exons. NCBI's taxonomy places the organism in Eukaryota, Fungi, Basidiomycota, Agaricomycetes, Gloeophyllales, Gloeophyllaceae. The annotation marks the transcript as partial.
AUCGCCGGAGCAGCGUGUAGACUACCCGGUGGUAUCGACAGUCUGGACAAGCUCUGGUCGGUUCUUUUGCAUCCAGAGGACUUCGCUGCUCAAUUGGGGACUGCAGCCCCAUCUUCUCGCUGGAAGGCGGACUUGAAUGACGAACUUCCGAUGGGUUGGCUAAGCGAACCAUUACUAGACGACGACAUAUCCUUUUCGGAAUUUUUCAAUAUAUCCCCUGCAGAUGUGAAAUGCAUGUCCCCGAAUGCAAGACUUGUGCUCCAGCUGGCAUAUAAUGCGAUUGAAGAUGCUGGAAUAGCUCCUCGAAGCCUGGUCGGCCAAAAAUGGUCUGUCUAUACCAGCACCAACGACUCGUGUUGGCGAGAAAUGAAACAAGGCGAUCCGGGUCCUGAAGGUGUCAGAACCUUGAUCGGGGCGGCGUCUGACUUAGCAGGGGCAAGACUCUCCUAUUUCUUAGACCUGAGAGGCCCCGCGAUCGAAGUGAAGACAACCUGCUCAAGCAGUGCCGUUGCCGUUCACCAAGCGUGUUCCGCCAUCAGAGCGGGAGAGUGCGACGGCGCAAUAGUAGUAGCUGCUGUUACACAUUUCUCGCCUGACGCGGCCAGAAUUCGUAGGAAUACUGGUAUAGGGUCCCUGACAGGCAGAAGUCUGCCGUUCUCGAAGGACGCCGAUGGAUUUCUGCCUAGUGAAGGGGCCGCCGCUUUAGUCAUUCAGAAGAGCUCUGACUGCGUGACUCCACCAUAUGCAAUAAUUCGCGCUACGGCUCUCGGACAAGACGGGAGGUCUCACGGGUUCUUCUCUCCGAACGGCGUAGCGCAAGCAAAACUUCUUAUGUCGGCUCUCAAGAAUGCUCAAUGUACUUCUGAUGAUAUCGGAUACCAUGAAGCUCACGGCACUGGUACGCCUGUUGGUGAUACAAUUGAACUAGAGGCCAUAAAGCGGGUAUACGGGUCUUCGCGAAGUCAUCCACUCCUUGUCGGAUCUGUGAAAGGCGUCAUUGGCCACACGGAGGAAUGCUCUGGGAUAACAAGCAUACUGAAAGUCAUACUGUGCUUCCAAAAUAAUGUCGUCACGCCACAGCCAAUGCUGGAGUCGCUCAAUCCUUCCAUUGCAUCCACUCCCAACAUCGUCAUAGCUCAGCGGGUGGAGCCGUUCGUGAAACACCAUGGUCCUCGCCUCUCCUCAUUGUCUUCUUUUGGGCUUUCUGGA